Molecule: messenger RNA, 417 nt
Organism: Meloidogyne enterolobii
Lineage: Eukaryota; Metazoa; Nematoda; Chromadorea; Rhabditida; Meloidogynidae
Source: the annotation of a GenBank genome assembly
AUGAUAGAAAAUGUCUAUUUAAUUAAUGUAGCAAAUAUUGAUGGAAAUAAUCCAAGACGUUCAAACAAAUUAAUAGGAAAUUGUGAACUUAAAAUAAAUAACAAUCCAACACAAUUUAUGGAAGAAAAAACUCUCGAUCAGAUAAUGAAUGAAAGGGGAAAAGUUAAGGAAAUUGGACAUCAAUCAAAUGAAAUAUUAAAUGUUGCAACAAAGCUCUUACAAAAUUCUAAAGAUGAAAUACUCAAAUCACAAGAAUUUACUAAUGAAAUAUAUAAAAAAAUAAACUUGCCUGAAUCUGGGUUAAAUAAAAUAAAUGAAAUUGAUGAAUAUUUAAAAGAAGUUAAAAAUAAAAAUGAACGUUUGGCAAAACUUCAAAUAAAAUUAUUGGCUUUAAUUAACGUAAUAACAAAAGAGUGA